UUGAGGUUAAGUUAGCGCCAAUUUCAUUGUGACUGAAAAUAUUUCGGAGGAAUGAGAAAUAUAUCAUAGGACGCUCAUAGAAUCACUGGAGAGAGAGUACAAAUUAUCACAUGUCUGAGAGAGAGUGCAUUGAACUAUUGAGGCUUAAUUCAAAAAUAUUUGGAUAAUUCUGGUUACUAAACGAUAUUAAUACUUUGUAUUUUAGGAAUUUAAAUUUUCAAGAAAUUUGACUUAACGACGAUGGAUCCAGAGUUCCUGUCAAGACUGAUUCCUCAAAACAAGGAGCAUGUCCGUCCAGCCUGCAAAAAGUGUGGCUAUGCCGGGCACUUGACAUAUCAGUGUCGUAAUUUUAUUAAGGUGGAUCCGAACAAAGAAAUCGUCCUCGACGUGAGCAGCACAAGUUCGGACAGUGACGAGAAUUAUGUCACACCUUUGACCGAGCUCCGGGAGAAGGAGCUCAAAAAGAAAUUAAAAGACGCCAAGAAAAAGCAUAAGAAAAAGGAGAAGAAGAAAAAGAAGUCGCGGAAGCGAGAGCGAUCGGAGAGCAGCGACUCCGAAUCCGAAGAAUCCUCCACUGAAGAGGAGAAGAAGAAAAAGCACAAAAAGAAGAAAAAGAAGAAGUCUAAACACAAAAAGCACAAGAAGCACAGAAAGCAUAGUUCUUCGCAGAGUGACAGCGAGAGCGAUAAAUGAUGCAGCAGAAAUUGCAUGCAUCAUGUUCAACUGAAAUUAACCGAUCGUGUAUGUACACCUCAAUGCAAUGUAUAUAAACAACCUGUGGUUUUUUUAAGAAAUACUCAACAAUUGUCAGGAAAUAUCUCGCACUCAUCUUCUAUGUUAAUCAUGUACAUAUGUGCAUAUUUAUCAAUUAUAGUUAAAUACAGAUAUUCAGCUAAA
Molecule: messenger RNA, 897 nt
Organism: Orussus abietinus
Lineage: Eukaryota; Metazoa; Arthropoda; Insecta; Hymenoptera; Orussidae
Product: protein SREK1IP1-like
Exons: 2
Coding region: 241-693 (150 amino acids)
Molecular function (GO): nucleic acid binding; zinc ion binding
Source: RefSeq, a predicted model, not a curated record